Gongylonema pulchrum is the source of this 216-nucleotide messenger RNA. The record is from the annotation of a GenBank genome assembly. NCBI's taxonomy places the organism in Eukaryota, Metazoa, Nematoda, Chromadorea, Rhabditida, Gongylonematidae.
AUGUAUGUUACAGGAGCAAUGUUUUAUAAUUUUUAUACUUUUGAGUCAGAUUUAUCCAAAACGGAUUCGGAAAAGCACUACGAUCUACAGCGACAACAGCAGCAGCAGCAACAACAACAACAACAGUUGCCAACCUCCGGAAGAAUGUCCACCGAUGCCGACAAAAUUAUUGAAAUCAUUCUGAUUCUCUUUCUUCCGGUAAAUUACCUUUAUUAA